AUGGCAGCCUACCAAGUGUUAGUAUUAUUUUUCGCUGCAGUGAUAGCAUCGGGGACUUCAAACACACACAUAUUUGGUGGUCGAUGCUCGCGACGGGACCCCAAUGUGGACGCCUGCUUGCUCCGCAGCUUCAACUCAUUCAUCGAGUACAUGAAAGGAGGAGCCCCUGAACUGGGAAUUGAAGAGGCGGAACCUAUUGUAAUAGAUGAGCUGUCAAUCGCACUGGGUGGAGGUCCCGAUGGCUACCGAGCCAGCUUCAAGGAUAUUCAAGCCAUAGGAGCUUCUAACAUGACCAUCACUAAUGUGAGGUCAGACCUAGAAACGCAUCAGUUCCAGUUGACACUAUUCGGUCCCCACAUCAGUGCGCGCGCACGUUACCGUUCAUCCGGCGUGCUACUGCUCGUGCGCGCGUCUGGUGGUGGAGAAUACUGGGGAGAAUACGACGGUGUGAAAGCGAAGGUAUACUUCCGCGGAGAGCCGUACACUCGCAACGGUCGCACCUACCUCAAGCUGCAGCAGCUCAAACUGGACUUCUCCGUCAAGGACAUUCAGAUGGGCGUCGAGAACUUGCAGAAUAGCAACGCUGUUUUAGAGGCUGCCCUGAACCUGUUCAUCAACACCAACGCCCAAGAGUUGCUGAAGGAGAUGAAGCCAGAGUUGAAACGAGACCUGGCAGAGAAGAUGUCACGCUUCCUCGACAACGUGUUCGAGAAGAUUCCAUACGACGACUGGAUCGUGGACUAG
Messenger RNA from Spodoptera littoralis (African cotton leafworm), 744 nucleotides. NCBI's taxonomy places the organism in Eukaryota, Metazoa, Arthropoda, Insecta, Lepidoptera, Noctuidae. The record is from the annotation of a GenBank genome assembly.